ACAUAUUUGUAAAACGGUGGUGUUUCUAUCACGAAAGCUAACAUGUCGAUAGGAAACGAAACGAUGCUUCAAUCGAAAGUGUAACUUUUGUUUUGGCGGAGCAAAUUACUUGCUUCAGUGUUUACGAUUUCAUCGGGAGACUGUAGAGGACACGAGAUCAAGUCUUCAGACUUCAGAGUGGCGUGCCUAUAUACCCAAGCCGGAAGUUUCCACGCUCACUGGAGCCUAUUUUGCCACUUCCGGCUGUAAUUGUCGGCCAAUAUAACUCGCCUUCUCUCAACUUGGUCGGUUGUUUCUAGCUAGCUAUGUGGGAUGGAAGAAUGAGAUCAAAGCUUUCUUCAUUGUCGGUUCUGGGUCGUACGUAUUUCAGUUGGUAUUCUGUUAAAUCCACCCAACUCGUUGAGCUCGGAGCUCUUACCAGUCCUACCAUGGCCUCUGAUUUUAGUUCGAGGCCUACUCGAAUUCAAACUGUCGAUGCUGCUACUCCAACGAAUCCCAAUUUUCGGGCUCUUUUCUCUUCUGGCUUUUGUUCUUGUUCGUAUAUUUCCCCAAGCUCCAAACGCGAUAUAUUGAACGCCCCUUCGGAAGAAUCGAGUCAACAUGUUGCCAAUGAUGAUCAAGUUAGCGGCGAUGACAACGACAAUGGAGAAGAAUAUGAAGAGGACGUGAACAUUAAGCAAUUGAGCAUCACUGACGAGGGUGUCAUACGAGAUGUGGAUGCGAUUGUGGAUAUAUUACGUGGGUUUGGGGAUGUAAAUCGAAUUCAAGUGAAAAAUAAGCUGGAGCAUUGCCGUAUUAAGGUCUCAGAGGAGUUGGUAGUAGCAGUACUUUCUCGGGUUCGCAAUGAUUGGGAAGCAGCGUUCACUUUUUUUGUUUGGGCUAGUAAGCAGCCUGGCUAUGCCCAUUCAGUGCGUGAAUAUCAUUCUAUGAUUUCAAUUCUUGGGAAAAUGAGAAAGUUUGACACGGCCUGGGCCUUGAUUGAUGAGAUGAGAGGAGGGGCGACGGGCUCUUCUCUAGUGACUCCUCAAACUCUUCUUAUUAUGAUUAGAAAAUACUGUGCUGUUCAUGAUGUUGGCAAAGCUAUAAAUACCUUCCAUGCUCAUAAAAAAUUUGGGUUUAACGUUGGACUUGAGGAAUUUCAAAACCUUCUCUCUGCCCUUUGCCGCUACAAAAAUGUGAAAGAUGCAGAAUAUUUACUCUUUUGCAACAAAGAUGUCUUCCCAUUUAACACGAAGAGCUUCAAUAUUAUCCUCAAUGGAUGGUGUAAUAUAAUUGGUAGUCUUCGUGAUGCAGAGAGAAUUUGGAAGGAGAUGACGCAAAGGGGUAUCAGUCAUGAUGCUGUCUCAUAUGCAAGUAUCAUUUCUUGUUACUCGAAAGCUCGCCACCUUUAUAAGGUGCUCAGGCUUUUUGACAAUAUGAAGCAAAUGAAAAUUGAACCUGAUAGGAAAGUUUACAAUGCAGUCAUUCAUGCUCUUGCCAAAGGUGGGCUUCUGAAAGAAGCUUCCCAUCUCAUAAAAUGCAUGGAAGAGAAGGGUAUUAUUGCAGAUGUUGUUACUUAUAACUCAGUUAUCAAGCCUCUAUGCAAGGCCCGGAAAUUUGAUGAAGCUAGAGCAGUUUUUGAGGAGCUGUUGCAGCGGGGGCUUUUCCCAACAAUUCAGACUUAUCACGCCUUCUUGAGAUUCUUGAGGACUGAGGAAGAAAUAUUUGAGCUAUUGGAGAGGAUGAGAAGAAUGGGGUGCAAUCCAACUACUGAUACCUACAUAAUGUUGAUCAGAAAAUUUUGCAGAUGGCGCCAGCUUGAUAAUGUUUCCAAAAUAUGGCGUGAAAUGAGUGAAAGUGGAAUCAGUCCUGAUCGCAGCUCUUAUAUUGUGCUAAUACAUGGUCUCUUCUUGAAUGGAAAAUUAGAAGAUGCAUACAAAUACUAUUUGGAAAUGAAGGAAAAGGAGUUACUUCCUGAACCAAAGAUAGAUGAGGUACUUCAAGCUUGGCUUGCUGGUAAGCCCAUGAUUCAAGGCUAUACGAACGGUUUAUCAGAGAACCAAUCAGAUUGUUCUGGGGAAGGCAAGAACUCCAGAUCGCUCCCCAAGAAAAUUGAUCAGAAAAUUGAUUUUCGCCGACAACCUGAGGUUAGAAGGGUUUCAAGAGCAAGUGGAUUUUCAUUUUGGAAGCAGUAGGAUUCUGUAGUAUGUCUUAUCACAUCAACCUUCAGGAUCAAAUUGCUUGUUGGGUCCUUCAGGCGCAUGACAUCAACCGUUCAUCUGAGGUUCAACAUGCCUUUAACCUCUCACUCCUCCGUCUCAAAAAUGGUCUUUUCCUCAGUUACACAAUCAAUUCUUUUAUGUAGUACUUCAAGUGCGGACAGGCCAUUGAUAACAGAAGAUGUAACCUUUGACCACCACUUCUUUAUCUUAUUUGGUCUCAACUUUAUCUUUUACAUUGCCUCAGAUUAAAUUGAACCCAUCAUUAUGUUUUGUAAAUUUAUGGUAUUUCUUAUGCCUCUUUAUAGUAAGAGAUGAAACCAUUUAC
This is a messenger RNA of Momordica charantia (bitter melon), 2526 nucleotides long. RefSeq names its product Tetratricopeptide repeat (TPR)-like superfamily protein. Gene Ontology annotation, molecular function: protein binding. The record is from RefSeq and is a predicted model, not a curated record. Lineage: Eukaryota; Viridiplantae; Streptophyta; Magnoliopsida; Cucurbitales; Cucurbitaceae.